Phragmites australis (common reed) is the source of this 1343-nucleotide messenger RNA. Its product is annotated as probable BOI-related E3 ubiquitin-protein ligase 3. NCBI's taxonomy places the organism in Eukaryota, Viridiplantae, Streptophyta, Magnoliopsida, Poales, Poaceae. The transcript is spliced from 2 exons. Gene Ontology annotation, molecular function: ubiquitin-protein transferase activity. Bases 216 to 1145 code for a protein of 309 amino acids. The record is from RefSeq and is a predicted model, not a curated record. Gene Ontology annotation, biological process: regulation of programmed cell death.
AGCCUCUCCCCCUCCCUGCUUCCGAGGCUAGCUGCUGUGUCCUCACCUCCACCCACAUCGCCAUCUCCAACGACGCAUCCAUCACCUUGGGCGUCGGGCCCUCGGCUUGCUUCGUACGUGGACGACUACUGCUCGGCUCCCUAUUUAAGGCGAGGACACGAGGCCUGCAGGUUGAGGAGAAGCAGACGUCUGCACACCGUGUUCGAUCGAUUGUCAUGGCCGUCGAAGCGCACCACCUACUCCACACAGGAACAGGUGGACAGAAACUAACAACCCACGCGGGUUGGGCGAGCACGGCGCCUGCGACGGGGCGGCAUGCUUGUUACGGCAGGGAGAUCGCGGUGGGGGUGCCGAGCCAGCAGGGGUACCAGCACUCGUGCAUGGGCCUGGUCGCUCCGGCGCCGCCGCCGCUGAUGGGGCAGUACGGGCACCUGUGCGCGGCGGACGCGGCGGAGAGCGGCGUCACGUUCGGAGGUGCACAGGAAGUGGCGCCCAGGAAGCGGAGGCGCGCCGAGCACGGCGGGGAGCUGCCGGUUCUCGGGCUCGGCUCGGCCGAUGUGGCGGCGCACUUCCAACAGCAGUUGGUCGACGUUGACCGCCUCGUGCUCCACCACACGGCGAAGAUGUGGGCGGAGCUGACGGAGCAGAGGCGGUGGCAGGCGAGGCAGGUUGUGGCCGCCGUGGAGGCCGCAGCGGCGAAGCUGCUGCGCGCCAAGCACGAGGAGCUCGAGCGGAUCGGGAGGCUCAACUGGGCCCUUGAAGAGCAGGUCAAGAGCCUGUACGUGGAAGCGCAGGUGUGGCGCGACCUCGCGCAGUCCAACGAGGCCGCGGCCAACGCGGUCCGUUGCCAGCUGCAGCAGGCGCUCGACGCCCAGGCGCGCCGCGGCGUCGGAGCCGGCGCCGACGACGCCGAGUCGUGCUUCUGCGGGGACAACGACGUGGCCGGAGGCACGGGAGCCGGCGAGGAGGAGGCGGGUGGGACGACGGGCCGCGCGAGGUGCAAGGUGUGCGGAGAGGGCGCGGCCGAGGUGCUGCUCCUGCCGUGCCGGCACCUGUGCGCGUGCGCGCCGUGCGCGGCCGCGGCGCGGGCGUGCCCAGCGUGCGGGUGCGCCAAGAAUGGCAGCGUCCGCGUCAACUUAUCGUGAUGGCUGUGAAAGCAAUAGUAUUAGAGUUGGUUUUCUUUUUCUGCUUUCUUUUUUGCCCUCUGUUUUUUUUCUUGAUAGGAUGAUACCGACGGUUUAGUGGUGUGGAUAUGUGAGGAUACGUCUUAGCUUUUCUCAAGCUGUUGGAUCUUUCAUUUGAUCAACAAGAAAGAAUGAAAAAACAAGAUUAGAAACCUUGCA